AUGGCGUCGCCGCCGCGCAUGCCGCGUGGCCGGACCAGCCCGCAGCACCACAAUGCGCAUUACGCCGCAGCUAUGCCUGGCGAAGCUGAGGAACUCGUGCAAGGCGAGGCCGCGCCCACACAGGCUGACGAGGCAACCCCAGGUUACUCGCCAGUAGAUGCGAUGGCAUUGUGCGAUGCCGGACCGCCUUGUCAGGCCCCAUCAAAGGACCAUUUGUCGUGGCUUGACGUGCCACUUUUGCACGCUGCCGCGGGCUCUUUGCCUGCAGAUGCUGCGCGGGCAUGGAGUUCGCAUCCGCUCGCGGGCGACCGGUGGGCCGCUUUGGUAAUGGCGUUGCGCCAUGCUGCGCCGGCAGACCCGCGCCCACAGUUCCGGCAGACCAUGAGGGGUGGUGUGGUGGCCACUGCAGCACAAAACUUGGCGGAGGACAUGCGACGUGCCCUUGCUGGUGCACCUCCACCCGAAUGCCCGAGUCAUGUGGAAGAGGGUGCCCGCGAAGUUGACGCCCCAGACGCGAGACCUUCUCCCGCGCCGAGUCGCCGCCGGGGCCGCCGAGGCCGUGGUCGUGGGCGCGGCAGUGCAGCUCACGCUGCUGCUCGUGCAACUGAGACCGCCGAGAAUCCCAACAGCGUGCACCCGGGUGGCAUCCCCAAGGCACUCCUCACAGCCUGUCCGCCACUAGCCGCCGCCACAGGCGACGAGGCCUUGGCAGCGCUUGACGACGUGGAUCUCACAGAAGAGCUGCGGCAUCCUGUGCCCACGCUCCAGGACGCACCGCCGUUCUUGCGAGCCUCGGUUCGGUCUGCCUUGACGCACGCGCUGUCACGCCUUCGCGCGGCGCAUGCGGGAGGGCAGGGCAAUGGCGUUGCUGCUGCCCGAGCAUGGAAGCUCUUUUUGCUCGCCCCGCGCAUGCUGCUGGCCACGCCCCAUGCAGCACGGCUCGCAAGGGCGGGCAACGUUGCUCGCACGUGCGUCAGCAUUCCAGCCCGGUGA
This is a messenger RNA of Symbiodinium pilosum, 993 nucleotides long. The record is from the annotation of a GenBank genome assembly. Lineage: Eukaryota; Dinophyceae; Suessiales; Symbiodiniaceae.